CCGUCACACCGGAAGUGUUUGUCCUGUCCUGCGGACCUUACCUGAUUUGACACAUCUGUGAACAACUAUCAUCAAAGUUCCUGCUCAGAUUCCUCCAAAUUAUUCUAUUUCAUAUUUGUGAUUUUCUGGGACCUGAUUUAACCUACCCGCGCUUUUAUUUGGGUACUGCGACGGGCGAGGACGAUAUUAUGACUCAUUUGAUUUAUAGUCUGUGGACGCUCUCUUAGCAUUAGCAUUUGUUAGCUUUGAGCUAAAGUGUGGAGAAAUGGAGUCGCUUGGGGUUGAAGAUCUGUUCAACUUUCGGCGGUUUCCCAAAGACCCCCUCAUUCUUCUUCUGCUGCUCCUUUAUUCCCCUGUUGGCAUUUGUUUAGUGCUAAUUCGGAUCUUUAUUGGAGUCCAUGUGUUUUUGGUGAGCUGUGCACUUCCUGAAUGUUUUCUUAGAAGGUUCAUAGUGCGGGUGAUGUGCUCUGUUCUGGGGAUGCACGUGCGACAGAAGAACCCUCGCUCCAGAGACAAAAACACAAAACUGUUGGUCUGUAAUCACGUCACAGAGUUUGAUCAUAACAUCCUCAGCCUCCUGACGCCUUGUACCACGCCUCACCUGGAGGGCUGGACGGGGUUUGUGUGCUGGGCUCGGGGCUUCAUGGAGAUACAGGCCUCUGCAGCGUCUAUGGGAGACACUCUGAGGAGAUACUGCUGCACUGACGGCACUGCCCCCCUGCUCCUGUUUCCCGAGGAGACCACCAGCAACAGACACAAAGGCCUGCUCAAGUUCAGCUCGUGGCCAUUCUCUCUGGCGGAGCCUGUUCAGCCUGUGGCCUUACACGUAUCCAGACCUUUCAUUGCUUUGAGCAUCCCAGAGUGCAGCUGGCUGGUGGAGCUCAUGUGGACCUUUUUUGUUCCAGUCACAGUGUAUUAUGUGAGCUGGCUCCCUCCGGUGUCCAGACAAGAUGGAGAAUCAACACAGGAGUUUGCAGAUAAAGUUCAAGAGCUGUUGGCCGCUGAACUUGGCGUUGUCGCAACUAAAAUCACCAAAGCCGAUAAAGCAGAGCACACGAAGAGGAAGAGAUACACAGCCCCACAGGCUCAAACAAGUGUCCGGCCCGGCUCCAUCGGUCUUGGUUUUAUCCAGAGCCUGGGCACAGACGAGCGCAGACUGGCAAAGAUGGCACAGCAGGUCAAAGAUGUGCUCCCUCAUGUCCCUCUCAGCAUCAUCACUAAAGACUUGGCGAAAACAAACUGUGUGGAUACAACCAUCACAAAUUUACUGGAGAACAAAGAGGAGCCCCUGGAGGCUUCUGGGACGUCAGCGUUCAGUUCGACGCUCAGCUCCUUCUCAAGCUCCGCCCCCACCAUCAAGCCUGCUGCCAAAACAUUUGGGAGAUCACCAGCCGACAGACACCUGUCUCUGCAGGAAAGGAAAGAAGCUCUGUACAACUUUGCCAGAAGACGUUACAUUGAAAAGCAUGGACUGCCCCAAGAAGACAGUCCCUAAACUCUGGGUCAAGCCUUUGUUCAGAAACUUGCCGCUGUCUCCUCAAAUCUCAAAUGGUUUUAUAUUCAGUCUCAUUCUCAACAUGUUCACUUUGGUGUUCAAUCCCUUAUUUUGGCUGGUUCAUCAUUUUGAUAACAAUUUGUAUUACAAUCCACUGACUGUGAAUCAUCUAUUUAUUUUUAUAAUGUCCAGAGCCAUUGAUGAGAAUAAAAUUCUGCUUGACCUCA
Boleophthalmus pectinirostris (great blue-spotted mudskipper) is the source of this 1722-nucleotide messenger RNA. RefSeq names its product AUP1 lipid droplet regulating VLDL assembly factor (gene aup1). The record is from RefSeq and is a predicted model, not a curated record. The transcript is spliced from 12 exons. Gene Ontology annotation, cellular component: membrane. The coding region runs from base 266 to 1495 and encodes 409 amino acids. Gene Ontology annotation, molecular function: ubiquitin binding; acyltransferase activity. NCBI's taxonomy places the organism in Eukaryota, Metazoa, Chordata, Actinopteri, Gobiiformes, Gobiidae.